Messenger RNA from Dipodomys spectabilis (banner-tailed kangaroo rat), 2864 nucleotides. It is a transcript of the gene Sez6l, whose product is annotated as seizure related 6 homolog like. The transcript has 16 exons. Gene Ontology annotation, biological process: synapse maturation. The record is from RefSeq and is a predicted model, not a curated record. NCBI's taxonomy places the organism in Eukaryota, Metazoa, Chordata, Mammalia, Rodentia, Heteromyidae. Bases 1 to 2850 code for a protein of 949 amino acids. Gene Ontology annotation, cellular component: neuronal cell body; endoplasmic reticulum.
AUGGCUGCUUCAAAUCCUGCCCAGUCAGGGGAAGAACUGGAAGAGUUAGAGGUGGAAGGGGCCACAGCGGCCUCCGUGCACCACGAGGACCCUGAAACGGAGGCAGGCACGGAGGGCACCCUUGCUCCCAGGAAGAACCCGCCUUCUCUGAAGCAGGGGAACUCGGCCAGGAAGCAGCUGAGGCCUAAGGCCACAUCCACAGUGGCCAUGCCAAGGGCAGGGUCGCCCCCAGCGGUGGCUGCCAGCCUGGGGCCCCUCUCCCCCUCCACCGAGAAGCCCCACCCACCUGGGGACCCGGAGCCUGCAGUGGGCUCUGAGCUGACGUCCAAGCUGCCCCUGUGGCCGGGCAGGAAGGAAGAUGCCAUCCCCACAACGCCCGCCCCACUACAGAUUGCCCCCUUCACCUCCCAGCCGCACGUAGCUCACACACUCCCACAGAGGCCCAGCCCGGCAGAGCCCCAGGAGACCCCUGAGGCACCCCCAGAAGAUGUCAGCCCCCUGGCCCUGGGGGACAAGGACGAGAACAAGCUGACAGGGUCAGCCUCGGAGGAGAGCCAGGAGACCACCACGUCCACCAUCAUCACCACCACGGUCAUCACCACCGAGCAGGCCCCAGCUGUCUGCAGCGUGAGCUUCUCAGGCCCCGAGGGCUACAUCGACUCCAGCGACCACCCGCCACUGCCCUCCAGCAACUUCCUCGAGUGCACGUACAACGUGACGGUCUAUACUGGCUACGGGGUGGAGCUGCAGGUGAAGAGCGUGAACCUGUCUGAGGGGGAGCUGUUGUCCAUCCGCGGGGUGGACGGCCCCGCCCUCACCGUCCUGGCUAACCAGACGCUCCUGGUGGAGGGCCAGGUGGUCCGCAGCCCCACCAACACCAUCUCCGUGUACUUCCGCACCUUCCAGGACGACGGCCUGGGCACCUUCCAGCUGCACUACCAGGCCUUCAUGCUGAGCUGCAGUUUUCCCCGCCGGCCCGACGCGGGGGAUGUGACGGUGAUGGACCUGCACGCGGGUGGGCUAGCCCACUUCCACUGCCACCUGGGCUAUGAGCUACAGGGCGCCAAGACACUGACCUGCAUGAAUGCCUCUAAACCCCACUGGAGCAGCCCGGAGCCUGUCUGCUCAGCCCCCUGUGGAGGAGCCGUGCGCAAUGCCACCAUCGGCCGCGUCCUCUCGCCCAGUGCCCAGGGGCACAAUGGGACCCAGCUGUGCGUGUGGACCGUGGAGGCGCCCCAGGGCCAGAAGCUGCACCUGCACUUGGAGAAGCUCGCGCUGCACGGGAGGGACAGGAUGGCCGUGUACAGCGGGCUGAGCAACGCGUCUGCGCUCCUGUACGACUCCCUGCGUGCUCAGAGCGUGCCCUUCGAGGGCCUGCUGAGUGAGCAGAAUGCCGUCCGCAUCGAGUUCUCAUCCCCCCAGGGCCCGGGUGCCUCUGCCUUCAACAUCCGCUUCGAGGCCUUUGAGAAGGGCCACUGCUACGAGCCGUACAUCCAGAACGGAAACUUCUCCACCUCCGACCCCACCUACAACGUGGGCGCCGUGGUGGAGUUCACCUGCGACCCCGGCCACUCGCUGGAGCAGGGCCCCGCUGUCAUCGAGUGCGUGAACGUGCGGGACCCGUACUGGAACGACACAGAGCCCCUGUGCAGAGCCAUGUGUGGUGGGGAGCUCACAGCAGUGGCUGGAGUCGUGCUGUCCCCAAACUGGCCAGAGCCCUACGCGGAGGGCGAGGACUGCGUGUGGAGGAUCCACGUGGGGGAGGAGAAGCGCAUCUUCCUCGACGUGCAGUUCCUGAACCUGAGCCACAGCGACGUCCUCACGGUGUACGACGGCGACGAGGUCACCCCGCAUAUCCUGGGACAGAACCUGGGCAGCAGCGGCCCGCAGAGGCUCUACUCCUCCACGCCUGACCUCACCAUCCACUUCCACUCCGACCCCGCCGGCCUCAUCUUUGGGAAGGGCCAGGGCUUCAUCAUAAACUAUGUGGAGGUGUCCCGGAACGACUCGUGCUCCGACCUGCCCGAGAUCCAGAACGGCUGGAAGACCACGUCCCACGCGGAGCUGGUGCGCGGCGCGCGCGUCACCUACCAGUGCGACCCGGGCUACGACAUCGUGGGCGGCGACACCCUGGCCUGCCAGUGGGACCUCAGCUGGAGCGGCGACCCCCCGUUCUGCGAGAAGAUCAUGUACUGCACAGACCCCGGAGAGGUGGAGCACUCCACCCGCCUGAUCUCCGACCCUGUGCUGUUGGUGGGUGCCACCAUCCAGUACGCCUGCAAUCCCGGCUUCGUGCUAGAGGGGAGCUCCCUGCUCACCUGCUACAGCCGCGAAACGGGGACCCCCAUCUGGACGUCUCGGCUACCCCGAUGUGUCUCGGAGGAGUCGCUGGCGUGCGACAACCCGGGGCUGCCUGAGAACGGGUACCAGAUCCUGUACAAGCGGCUGUACCUGCCCGGCGAGUUCCUCACCUUCAUGUGCUACGAGGGCUUCGAGCUCACCGGCGAGGUGACCAUCCGCUGCAUCCUGGGGCAGCCGUCCCACUGGAACGGACCCCUGCCCGUCUGCAAAGUGAAUCAAGAUAGCUUUGAACAUGCUUUAGAAGCAGAAGCCGCAGCAGAGUCGUCGCUGGAAGGCGGGAACAUGGCGCUGGCCAUCUUCAUCCCCGUGCUGGUCAUCUCCCUGCUGCUGGGCGGGGCCUACGUCUACGUCACACGGUGCCGCUACUACUCCAGCCUCCGCCUGCCGCUCAUGUAUGCACACCCCUACAGCCAGAUCACCGUGGAAACCGAGUUCGACAACCCCAUCUAUGAGACUGGGGAAACCAGGGAGUAUGAGGUUUCUAUCUAACGGGGGCUGUGCCC